UCCGGAGAAACUCAAUUAUUACAACUAUAAAAGAGCUAGGACCUCCAAUGUGUAUACGUACCUAUAUACUUUGGAUUUCUAACUUCAUUUUAGCUGAAAGCUAUAUACAUACCAACAUGGCAGCCUCUCGUGCCCCAAAUCAUACUGAAGCUGAGAAAGCAAUUGGAGAACUAGUCCUAAGAUUACAGACAAACCUUUCAAAGUACACACAAAGCCCCAGUAUUAGAGUGAGUGAGAUUGUUAAGGCUGGCUCUAUGGGACAUGGGACGGCUGUGCCUGAACACUUCGACAUUGACCUGGUGCUCUACUCUAGCGAUGUGAACAGAGAUACAGUGAACAGAAACGGAUACGAAAGCUACUUAGAGAAAAUAAGGGCUUUCAUAACAGAUGGCAGAGUCUUCAGGGCAGGAAUCGUCACUAACAUCAAUCUGACUAGAUACGCUGUUCAGUUUCAAUAUGAGGGCUACAUCGAUGUGGACCUCCUAGUCAGCCCUGUCUGGUGGGGGGGACAACCCAAACAUCCACGAGAGCUCUUUGAAUUCCUACGAGAUAGGGUGCCUAACGAUGCUGAAGCCAGGCAUAAGUUCAGUGUGAAUGCAUCCAAGUGGCAAGUUGCUUUCAUGAAGGAGCAAGAUUCAUCUGUGAAGCAGCUAAUCAUACGAGCUAAAGCAUGGAGGAACCAGCUAUGGCAAAAGAGCAAGGGAGGCCGAGGUCGACCAAGUUCCUACUUGCUCACUCUGCUGGUACUUCACGCAUACAAGACUUCCUCUGGUACUGCCAAAAGCACAACACAAAAACUGAAGGAAAUUGUCCGCAACCACAGGACAAUGAACAUUUACUGGGAGAACUACUACAACGCUAGAGACUACCCCACCCUCUUUCCUUCGUCCACUCCACGCCUGGUCGACCCGGCCAAUCCAGCUAACAAUGUCUACCAGUCUGGCAUUGGGCCGUACCCACCCAAGAAAAGGCCAUGUGACUACGAGCGUGGGGAUGGGGACUGGAGCCAGUUUGUGGACAAAGUGAAACACUUUGACCUUGAGAAGAGUGUGGAGGAGAUCACACGUUAAGACCGUUCAAGAGAGCUGACUAACUUUAGUACUUACAUACACAGGACUAUAGUAGCCUCGAUUCCAGGCCGAUUAAAAUACGGCCUGGUACCUAUUGCAGGGGUGAUAGUGCGCAUGCGUUAGUUUAUUCACCAAAAUCUGGGGAAUCCCCUUUUCUUCCCUCAUCUAUUUUCUAUCUUUGUAAACAUCAGGUUAGCUCUCUAUUGCGUUGUUCCAGAAGGCUUUCACACUAGUCUGAAGCCAGGAGAGGCUCUCAUCUACCUCUAUGACGGUUGUAUGGUCAGGAUGUCUUACCAUGGAUCUGUACAGGCUAUGGGAAGUGUAUGGUGCCUCAAACUGCUACUCGCGAAGACAACCCGGCUAUAGGACAGUCCUAGACGUAGAUGAGAGCAUCUUUUGUCUUAAAACUAGUGUUUAAGCCUUCUAGACCAACGCAAUAGACGGCAUAAGCCACAGCUUCACAGAACUCAGUCAUAGAGAUAAAGUAUUACGGAACAUAUUUUAGUAAACGGACUAAUUUCCGGUAUAAUUUACUAAGGUUUUACGUUCGUAGUACGAUUACCCAUAUUCUGGGUAAUUUGAAGCGCAUGCGCACUAUCACCCCUGCAGUAGGUACCAGGCCGUAUUUUAAUCGGCCUUGAAUCGAGGCUAGGACUAUAGUAGCACAUUGUUAACUUAUAGAGUUUCCAUGCAUGCAUGUGUGACCAAAAAUAACAAAAAGUAUUUUGCAACAAA
Halichondria panicea is the source of this 1805-nucleotide messenger RNA. Its product is annotated as 2'-5'-oligoadenylate synthase-like protein 2. Gene Ontology annotation, biological process: regulation of ribonuclease activity. NCBI's taxonomy places the organism in Eukaryota, Metazoa, Porifera, Demospongiae, Suberitida, Halichondriidae. Bases 48 to 1070 code for a protein of 340 amino acids. Gene Ontology annotation, molecular function: 2'-5'-oligoadenylate synthetase activity; double-stranded RNA binding. Gene Ontology annotation, cellular component: membrane; cytosol; nucleoplasm. The transcript is spliced from 7 exons. The record is from RefSeq and is a predicted model, not a curated record.